Molecule: messenger RNA, 1041 nt
Organism: Clupea harengus (Atlantic herring)
Lineage: Eukaryota; Metazoa; Chordata; Actinopteri; Clupeiformes; Clupeidae
Gene: mchr1a
Product: melanin-concentrating hormone receptor 1a
Biological process (GO): neuropeptide signaling pathway
Cellular component (GO): neuron projection; plasma membrane
Molecular function (GO): melanin-concentrating hormone receptor activity; neuropeptide binding
Source: RefSeq, a predicted model, not a curated record
AUGUCAGCAACCAAUGGAAGUCUUGAUUACAUCACAGUUAUCUUGCCAAGUAUAUUUGGAAUCAUAUGUUUCCUUGGUAUCGUGGGGAACUGCAUCGUUAUUUACACCAUCACCAAAAAGACCAAGUGCCGGGCGAAGCAGACAGUAGCUGAUAUCUUCAUCUUCAACCUCGCCAUCGUGGACCUCCUCUUCCUCCUUGGCAUGCCGUUCCUCAUCCACCAGUUAAUGGGCAAUGGCUCCUGGUGUUUUGGGGCCGCGAUGUGCACGGUCAUAACAGCUCUGGAUUCCAACAGUCAGACCGUUAGCACGUACAUCCUCACCGUCAUGACCCUGGACCGAUACCUGGCCACCGUCCACCCCAUUCGGUUCAACCACGUGCGGACGCCGUGCGUGGCGGGGGCUGCGGUGGCAGUGGUGUGGCUGCUCUCCCUCCUGUCCAUCACCCCCGUCCUCAUGUACUCCGGGCUCAUGCCCUUGCCCGGCGAUCUGGUGGCAUGUGCCCUCCUGCUGCCCAACCCGGCUUCAGACGUCUACUGGUUCACCCUCUACCAGUUUGUGCUGGCCUUCGCCUUACCGCUGGUGGUCAUCUGUGUGGUCUUCUUCAAGAUCCUCCAGCACAUAUCCACCGCUGUGGCUCCGCUGCCCCCCAGACGCCUACGGCUGCGCACCAAAAAAGUAACCCGCAUGGCGGUGGCCAUUUGCCUGGCUUUCUUUGUGUGCUGGGCACCCUAUUACAUUCUCCAGCUCGUCCAUCUUGGCAUCCAUCAACCCAGCCCCGCCUUCUCGUAUGCCUACAACAUCGCCAUCAGCAUGGGCUAUGCCAACAGCUGCAUCACCCCCUUUCUGUACAUCAUCCUCAGUGAGACCUUCAAGAGGCAGUUCAUCGUGGCCAUCCAGCCAGCGCACAAAGACUUCCGGGUCAACCCCAGCACCACGGACGGGAGCGAGAGCUUGCAUUUGGGCCUGGACCGCCAGCAGCAGUCCCAGUCCUCCAGAGCGCUCCUGCAGGAGGGAGCACAGGAGAACAGAGACAGCCACUGA